Molecule: messenger RNA, 1490 nt
Organism: Teleopsis dalmanni
Lineage: Eukaryota; Metazoa; Arthropoda; Insecta; Diptera; Diopsidae
Product: protein rolling stone
Exons: 4
Coding region: 330-1181 (283 amino acids)
Cellular component (GO): membrane
Source: RefSeq, a predicted model, not a curated record
CGUACUCGCCACCAAAAUUACUCAGCCAUAGAUUUUGACGAAGUUGCAGUGGCAGCUGAAACGCACCCUUUGCGAAAAGUCUUUCAUAGUUGUGGCGGUGCUACUGAAGCGGUAGUACUCAAUUGGCUCAAUAGAUACAAAUUCUAAAUUCGCUUUGAUGUGAUAGUAAAUCGUCGAUGUUGAAAAAAAUUUGGUUGUUUCGAUUCGGUUUGUAAUUUUUUGUGAAAAUCGAAAGUGAAAUUGAUUUGAAGUGAAGAGUGUGUUUUGAAAUCGAUCCUGAUUAGUGAAUUUGAUCCAAAAUAAUUUUUAAGAGUGAAAAACGUGUCAAAAUGAAGAUCUUUAAAAGUUGUAUGAAAUCAUUUGCAAAGGAGUUUAAAUGGAAAAACUUUGGCUUUGAAUAUAAUCAACUGGAGCACUUCUAUCGUUCAAAGUGGCAAUCGAAUGAAUGUAGCAUUUUGUAUCUAAUUUAUCGUUGGAUUUGCUCAUUAUUCUUUAUUGGUCUCUUCACAUCUUGUUUGGUUUUGCAAUUCUCGGAUGGGAAAAUUUUUAUCUUCUUGACAAACUGGGGUAUUAUACUAUGUCUCUUCACGCAACUGACUGCCGCUCUAUUGGUAACCUGCUGGCAUUUCGAUUUGGGUGAGAUACGCGCAACCAUUUACGAUCAUGACGCGAAAGCCAUUACCGGAGUAGCAAACUCCAUGCGAACACCAACCAUCGUUAAAAUUUAUUGGCUAUUGCAUGGCGUUGCGCUAUUACUGGCACUGGUCAUUACAACUGUUUACUGGAUUUUUUUGCAUGGAAAAAUGAAUAAACCUGUACGAUUUCCAACCAUAAGUUUUGCCACUCACUGCCUCAACUCAGUGUUUAUGUUAACCGACUUUUUAGUAAUCGGAUUCCCUAUGCGCUUACUGCACACCGUAUAUGCGAUGUUACUGCCAAUUUUUUAUUGCCUAUUUACCGUAUUGUAUUAUUUUUGCGGUGGAGAAGAUGAAUAUGGGAAUCGUUACGUAUAUCCGAUAUUGGACUGGAAAUCUCCUAGUAAGGGCAUAAUAACAUUUGCAGGAGUCUUCUCGCUGUACGUGGUUUAUUGUUUGAUAUUAUUUUUAUUGGACAAACUGAAAAAUGUCAUUUAUUGUGCUUCUCGUGUGGUCUGGAAGCCACAUGCAGUAGCUUUAUAUUAAGAGGCCAUCAAGUGUUCAAGGUUUUCUUUUAAAUCGAAUUUUUUAUACCUAACGUAUAUAUUCUCAAGUAAAAGUAUUUAAAUUGAAUUAAAUAUAAAUUGAUAAAGCUAAGUGGGUGAUAGAAUUGUUCCUUUUAAUAUAAAACAAUAAUGUUAGUAAUUAUAAUAAUUACCAUCGGAAUCAUCAUAAUUUAGUUAUCAAAUAAAAUAUUUAUAUUUAUCGAAUAGUGAAUAAGAUAUGCAUCUAUAUAUAUGUGUUUUUAUAUUAUGAGAAAUAAGAACCGAACUAUUGUAAUACGAAAAUUUAAAA